This is a messenger RNA of Aspergillus affinis, 1131 nucleotides long. RefSeq lists its product as uncharacterized. The record is from RefSeq and is a predicted model, not a curated record. The transcript has a single exon. Bases 1 to 1131 code for a protein of 376 amino acids. Lineage: Eukaryota; Fungi; Ascomycota; Eurotiomycetes; Eurotiales; Aspergillaceae.
AUGACCGACGAAAAUAACCCGAAGCGGGGCACCUCCUACAACAAUCAAAACCAGCGCAACGACAAAGACAACACAGACCACACCCCGACCAAUCCGUCCGAUAGCACCGCCGACAAUGGUCCCAGCUCGUCGCUCGCCGGUCGGAUUCACAAUUCAGCCUCAGGGCUCGCGAGGUCUGCCUUCUCUGCCUCGGCUUCGGCUUCGGCUGAUGCGGCGACCUUGUUAGCCGGUGGGAGCGGUAGCAAGGCCGGACCUUCGGCGUCGUCGAGGGCUGCGUUGUCUGCUGCACAGCGAUUCGAUGAUUCAGGGGCUCCGACGUCGUCCUCUGCUCGUGGGCUCUCUGAGCAAAGUGCGUCGGGGGAGACGUUUCGGUCGUCCCUUACAACAAGCCAGCAAGUCGGCGGUUUCGCUCUACCUUCGCUCUCCUCGGAGGAGUUCCAAUCCAGCUACUGUGAUGAUCCGUUAUCAGAAUCAACGAUAAACUCAAACAUCCGCGAAAGCCAAAGAGGCAAAGGAAAAGCCAAAGAGAUCAACCCAUCAACGCGGCCCUACACCACCGCCGAGAACGCCUUCCCCCAAGACCCCACCCCGCAAGCAACAUACUCACCACUCCCUACCGAUGGCGCCGCAGUCACAUCCCUCCUCUCCUCCAGCACCUUCGACCCCGAAUUCCCACCCCUGCCACACGAAACCUUCGAACCCAUCGAAACCGACCUCUCCUUACCCCAUCUCACCGCGGAGGAAAUCCAAACGAUCGACUCCUUCCGACGAGAGAUGUCGCUACCACCCAACACCCAAUCACAAACCCAACCCCCGCACCGCUUAACGCCCUACAGCCUCGUCCCGGACAUCGACACGAUCCUGAACAGCGCCGCUCCGUCCACCGACUCAGAUGCGACGGUCCUUCGGGACACGGUAUUAACUAGUCUUCCUGGCUCCGCGGACUGGGUUGCGGUGGACGAGCGGUACCAUGACGAGGUGUGGGGAUAUUUGAGGCCUGCGUUGGAGGCUGCGAGGGUGGAGAUGGAAGCUAAGAAAGAAGGGGAGAGGGAGGGUAGUGGAUUGGGAAAGGAGGAAGACGGGCCUGCGGUGAGGCGGUUGAAGAUGAUUUUGAAACAUAUGGGGAGCUAA